AACCGUUUGGUAACAAGUGACAAGUGAACAAGUGAAACCGGAAAAAAAUUUGAUGAAACUAACACAUCACGGGUCGAAGCAAAAUGCCUGGCAUACGGCAAUAAUUUUGAACGCGUCGAGCGCAAGGCAAAAGUAAGAAAGGAAAGUGAAAGAGCUAAGGAAAAGUGGUGCUACAAAAAAGUAUGAAAAUUGAGAAUAAAACAAGGUAUUUGUUAAAGUGUGAAAUUUAGUAAACUGAAAGAAAAGUUUGCUGGAAAUAAAUUAUACAAAAUUGCUGCAUUGAAAAGUUGAGUAAAUAGUAGAGUGGCGACGUGGUUGGAGUGCCAGAUUUAAGGCAGGUUCGUGUAAGAGAAGGUGACCACCCACCCAAGUGAAUGUGGCAUCAGAUUUAUUUUACUGGCUGUAUUUUACUUACUUUAAAUAUACAAUAUUUGUAUAUACUACCCCAUACACUUGUGCGUGUGUGUGUGUGUACCGUUAUGCGCGCAACAAAGUGUCGCCUAAUAUUGGCAGAAAAAAUUUUACGUCCUUUGAUAACUGAUAACGGGCAAUGUGAAAUUUUACGAGAGGAUUUACUGCUGUGCAAAAACUAAAUAAAAAAACAAAACUUUAAACGGCAACAACACGCAACAACAACUAACAGCAAUUACAUGGACACCUUAACUUGACUUGUGCAAAAUGCAGGAAUCAUCGAUUCAUUUGAGUCUAGGCGACGAAGUGGCCGGCCGGCUGGCAGUCAUGUUAACUAAAGACCAGCUACAAGUGCAGUGCCUAUAAUUUAUGUAUUUAUACAUACAUACAGGUAUGUGGGUGUGUUCGUGUGCACCCAUUGCCAUCGGGCACAAAGCCUUCAACGUCACACAUUUACGCGCAUAAUUAAAUGCAGCGCCGACUACUUAAGUAUGAAUGGCGCGACGACGUGGCUGAGGAUCACGGCUGUCUUAUAGAGAUUUAUAUGCAAUGUUCUAUAUGUACAUAUAUAUGUAUGUAAGUGUACAGCUGGUGAAUACAUAUGAACAAUAGUCAUGGGCUGUAGCGCGCAGUAAGCGACAUUAAACAAAGGAGCAACAGAGGAGGUGCGCACAGGAGCAGCCAACGAACGACGGAGGCACUCAAAGCAAUUACAUGACUACAGGGCAAAAAAAAAAAUAAAAAAUAAAAAAAAAUCGUUUUGCAAGAAAAAUUAAAGAGAGAGAGUAAGAAAAAAAAAAAUACGGAAAAAAAUAAAAUAAAGGAAAAGUGCUAAAAGAAUGAUGGCAUUUCUUGCAGUUGUGUGAAUUGUGGAGCAAUUUAAUUAUUUUCCUGCUACGCAUUUGCACGUACGUACCUACACUCAUAACGUGAACGUGAAUCUUGUAAGGAGUGCAAAUGAAAGUAAAUAAAAAGUAUUGUAAAUUUUAAACAAAGAAUGCAAUAAUUUCCAAAGUGAAGCGAACAAAAGCAAAAAAAAAAGAAGGGAAAGAAAAAAAUUUCGUAUAAAUCAUUCCGGAAAGCAAGAAAAAUUAUGCUGCAAUAAUAGUUAAUGAGAAAAAGUGUGAUGUGGGAAAAAGCAUAGUGGCGUAGUUAGUGCAAAGUAAAAAAUCAGCAAGCAGACCGGAAUUGCGCAAGCAUAACGUCAAAGUCAAUGGUAAAAGGAAAAGCGUUAAAGUGGUCAACAGUGAAUUGGUGAAAUAGUGCGAAGGAAAUAUUUGUCACAAAUAAAGUGUUUGCGUUUCUUUUACUUUCGGUAAUUUUUCGCAUUCUUUUCGUUUUCCGCUUUUCGUUUCUCGCUAUUUCGGUUUUGUAUUUCUUUGUGUUGAUAUCUCACUUUGUGGCCGCUCUGGCGUAUACGUAAUAAAAAGGGCAAUUUAGCUGAAUGUAGCUCGUUCGUGAAGCUGCUAGGCGAUUGUGUGGCGCAAGUCAGGUGCAGUGGUGCGGAGUCGCAUAGUGUAGUGUGUGCCGUUUAAGGUGCAUGCUGCUGCUGCCAGAUUACGCUUUGCAACAUGGAUGGCGAAAAUCGGAUUAUACUCAACGUGGGUGGCAUAAGAUAUGAAACUUAUAAGGCGACUUUGAAAAAGAUACCCGCCACACGCCUGUCCCGCCUAACCGAAGCGCUGGCCAACUAUGAUCCGGUAUUGAAUGAAUAUUUCUUCGAUCGCCAUCCGGGUGUGUUUACACAAAUACUUAACUACUACAGAACCGGCAAACUACACUACCCCACGGAUGUGUGUGGACCACUGUUCGAAGAGGAACUUGAAUUUUGGGGGCUAGAUUCAAAUCAAGUAGAGCCUUGCUGUUGGUCCACCUACAGCAUACACCGUGACACGCAGAAUACUUUAGCCAUUUUAGAUAAAUUAGAUAUUGAAAAUGAGAAACCCUCGGAAGAACAAAUUGCACGCCUAUUCGGUUUCGAGGAUGCGCUCAUCAAUGGACGUCUCAGUUGUUGGCAGCGCAUCAAACCGAAAGUGUGGGCACUCUUUGAUGAACCCUCCAGCUCGACGGGUGCUAAAAUCGUAGCUAGUAUGUCAGUUUUCUUUAUAUUCGUUUCUGUGAUAUCGUUCUGCCUGAAAACCCAUCCGGGUUUUCGUGUGGACUUUCCCGCCACUCACACCGAUCACGGACCAAGUCCGUCGGCUGCACCGCAUACACCACCAGUGAAUAUACCAAGUAUACCUCAUCAACACAACAUGCCACAGGUGCCGCCGAGCGCCCAUAUAGCCACCACAGUGACGGCGACGCCGGGUACACGCAGCGGCGCUGUGGGCGGCGUCACGCAGCCGUUGCAUGGGAACAGUGUCGGUGCUGGUAUUGGCAUUUCCAAUGUAAUGGGUAUCAAUCACACGCUCGCACACACCUUCAAAGUUACCAACUAUACGGUACCGGGGAAUUCGAGCAGCAGUCAACCGAUAGCCACAUUUUCGCUAAAGGGCGGCACUUCGAAUCGCAAUCGGCUGAAACGUUCGAUACUCAGCGGUAAUGUGAAAGAUUUGAUCGAACGCAAGUUGCUCGGUGGCGUUGAUCAUCAUGCGCAUGGCUGGCAUGAAUCCUAUGGGCAACCGCAUGAGGCAUUUUUCUACGUGGAGUUGGUGUGCAAUGUGUGGUUCUUCAUUGAAGUGCUCAUCAGGCUCAUUGUUUCACCGAAUAUUUGGCAGUUUAUCAAAUCACCAGUAAAUAUAAUCGACUUCACCGCCACACUCAGCUUCUAUACGGACGUCAUGCAACGCAUGGGCGAAUACACGGGGCUGUUGGAGGCAUUCUCGAUAGUACGCAUUAUGCGUCUCUUCAAGCUGACGCGGCACUCGCCUGGGUUGCGUAUACUUAUACACACCUUUAAGGCCUCGGCUAAAGAGCUAACAUUGCUGGUCUUCUUUCUGGUGCUCGGCAUAGUAUUUUUCGCCAGUUUGGCUUAUUACGCGGAAAAAUUGCAGGACAACCCGGAGAAUCAAUUCAAAAGCAUUCCACUUGGCUUGUGGUGGGCAAUUGUCACUAUGACUACUGUUGGUUACGGCGAUGUGGCACCUAAAACAUAUCCGGGCAUGUUUGUGGGCGCACUCUGUGCACUCGCCGGCGUAUUGACGAUAGCACUUCCGGUGCCGGUUAUCGUUAGCAAUUUUUCGAUGUUUUACUCACACACCCAGGCACGUUCGAAACUGCCAAAGAAGCGUCGGCGUGUAUUGCCCGUGGAACAGCCGCGUCGCAAACGUGAACAGGGUCCGCCCACACGUGGCCGUGCGAAUGCCAUCAAACACCUACAUGGCCCACCUACGGCGCCGACAACGAUGUUCAAGGAUCCCUUCGGUGGUGCCAAAAUCGGUAACAUGAAUGGCGUUAAUGUGAUAGGCCUCAACAUGCCGGGGCAACAAGUGCCUUUGACCGCCGCCACGGCCGGCGCCUCCUGCGGUGCUGCGAGGAUGCCCUCACCGCUACUCAACCAUCCGUCUGGCUCAACGGCGGCAACCACGCAGACAUCGCUAAUGCUGACCAGCGGCGGGCCAGCGGUCAUAAGCUGUAAGUGUAGUUGUAGCAGUUGGUUGGUGAUGUUGGACCGCAAAAGGGUCGCUUUUUAAAUAUUCAUAGUAAUUUCUACUUUUUCGACCUUCCUUUACUAUUUACU
Messenger RNA from Anastrepha ludens (Mexican fruit fly), 4093 nucleotides. Its product is annotated as potassium voltage-gated channel protein Shaw. Lineage: Eukaryota; Metazoa; Arthropoda; Insecta; Diptera; Tephritidae. Gene Ontology annotation, cellular component: axon; dendrite membrane; voltage-gated potassium channel complex. The coding region runs from base 1983 to 4046 and encodes 687 amino acids. The record is from RefSeq and is a predicted model, not a curated record. Gene Ontology annotation, biological process: potassium ion transmembrane transport; protein homooligomerization. The transcript is spliced from 11 exons. Gene Ontology annotation, molecular function: protein binding; delayed rectifier potassium channel activity.